AUGGUGGCUCGGCCAGAUCUGCACAACUGGAUUCCACACAUGCGACCUCGCACAGCUCAUACUGGUGAACUGCAUGAGCUCAUGCAGAAGUACCGGGUCGUGGUAUUGAUGACAAGCAUUCCCAGUCGCAUCGAUCACAUGGAGCCUGUGGUGGAUGCGAUGCUUGCACAAAGCUGGCCGCCCACGGAGAUCUACAUGAGUAUACCUUACAUUUACAACCGGACGGGGGAGACAUACGAGAUCCCAGGAUGGCUGCAAUCAAAGGCGGAUGCCAAGGCCUUGCAGCUGGUUCGCUGUGUUGACCUGGGACCUGGGACACACCUCUUGAAUGGCUUACGACUGGAACAAGAUCCGUGGACCUUUCUUGUAGUGGUGGAUGAUGACCACAUCUACGGUCCAGAGCUAAUCGAGCAAUUGAUGCGGGCGGCGCUUGGAAAUCCGGGCAGCGCGGUCGCGGCUCAAGGCUUCCUCUCCGUGCCGGGGCUGCUCCAGAGCCAGGAACUUCGAGCCUUUCAGGAGCAAGGUGGCGAGCGACCACGGUACCUGCAAGAUCAGGGUUUCGCAGCCGGGCCCGUGCUGGUGAGUUACUUAGGUGUCGUAUACCAGCGCGGUUUUUUCGAUGAUUCCGUGUUCUCCUACAGCAGUGAUUGCCAGCAAUGCCGUUACCAGGACGACAUGUGGUUUUCCGCGCAUCUGGCGCACAAGGGCAUCCGCCGGCUUGUGCUCGGGGCAGCACUUGGCGUACAGGAGCUGACCGAGAUGCAUCUUGGGCCUGAGUCCCUGACCUUCUGGAAGGAGAACAAGCCUCGGCAGAUCAGUGACGACUGCAACAAGGGCUUGCUGCGUGCCAAUAGCCACCUUUGGGCUUUUCGCCGGCGAGUCGUGCUUGCACUUGGAGGCCUACCGCCAGCGGCGUGGCCCUUUCCGGAUCAGGUGCCUGAUGAGUGGCGACUACCACUAGCCGCCAUCAGCAGGCUUCCGCAGCGACCGGACUUAACUUACCUCUGCACCAGCUGGGACGAGGCCGGGCAGUCUGGAUUUAUGGUUGGGCAAUCCUUCUUGCUUGGUGGUGUGCUGGUAACGGGGUCGAGUGCCUGUGCUGCAAACACAGAUGGUCGCAUUUCGCAGCUGAUGCGGGACGCUUUGCUAUGGGAAGGAGAUCCCAACACCGUUCUUGUCAUGGGCUCCACCCGUCUGCUGGAGGAGAACCCUGGCGCUUUCUGGGAGGUGGCUGAAUGUGCUGCCAGCAUGUUUGAUGCCGCCUCAGAAGAGGCCGAACAUGAAGAGAGGAGAAUCCGUGACCUGAGCCAGAAGGCAGCUCGCGAAGGCAUUUCUCAGCAACAUGGCCAUAUCUUUCUCAACCAACUGUUCCGGCAACGCGGAGACAGCCCGCAGGGCCUUGGGGAUGUUGCCCUGCCGAGGUCACAACAGCAAGGAGAGCAAGUUUGGCCUUACUGCCGCAUGGGCGAUUGGGUGGCUGCAACUGUUGGCGCCUUCACUGCUUAG
This is a messenger RNA of Symbiodinium natans, 1506 nucleotides long. NCBI's taxonomy places the organism in Eukaryota, Dinophyceae, Suessiales, Symbiodiniaceae. The record is from the annotation of a GenBank genome assembly.